AUGAUUCUCGCCGGCUUCCUCACGUCUCCGGUCAUCGCGAUCCUCUUGAAGCUCGCCCUCCCUGAGAUGGCCGCCGACGACGACGACGACGACGUCGAGAAGACGGCGUCGUGCGGCAAGGAGUUGAAGCUGACCAACAUCGCGGACGGGUGCUGCGACAACAACGUGAAGGACGCCAACGGCUGCGAGACCUCGCUGAAGAACAAAAACGUACGCGUCCGAUUCCUCUUGUCCCUCAUCGUGGGCGACUUCUUCCACAACUUCACCGACGGCGUCUUCAUCGGCGCCGCGUUCCAGUGCAACGCGACGCUCGCGUGGAGCAUCGUCGGCGUCACCGUCAUGCACGAGGUCCCGCAAGAGCUCGGCGACUUCGCAGUGUUGAAGAACCAACUCGGGUUCUCAACGCCUGCGGCGCUCCUGUACAACUUCAUCGCCGGCUCGUCCGUAAUGCUCGGAGGCAUCGUCGUCAUGUCCUCGAGCGUGAGUGACGUCAGCGUCGGCAUGCUUCUCGCGUACGGCGCGGGGAACUACAUCUACUGCGCGACGGUGCACAUGUUCUCGCAAGGGUCGAAGAGCGCGAUUUUCGACGCGAAGCGCCUGUUCGCGUUCGCGAUCGGCUGCGUCAUCAUCGGUCUCAUCUUGCUCGACCACGAGCACUGCACGGCGACGUACGGCACCGCCACGGGGGGGGACGCGCACGCGCACUGA
Molecule: messenger RNA, 708 nt
Organism: Micromonas pusilla CCMP1545
Lineage: Eukaryota; Viridiplantae; Chlorophyta; Mamiellophyceae; Mamiellales; Mamiellaceae
Product: zinc permease family
Exons: 1
Coding region: 1-708 (235 amino acids)
Biological process (GO): intracellular zinc ion homeostasis; zinc ion transmembrane transport
Cellular component (GO): membrane
Molecular function (GO): zinc ion transmembrane transporter activity
Source: RefSeq, a predicted model, not a curated record